AUGGGGCUGGUUCAACUGCACAUGAAGCUGACGGCUGGGACUGGGCGAGAAGAUGAUGAGGCUGGUUCUUGGCGGGACGAUGAUGAGGCGGCUGGGCCUGGGCGGGAAAACGACGAGGCUGGUUCUGGGCGUUACGAUGAUGAGGCGGCUGGGACUGGACGAGAAGACGAUGAGGCGGCUGGGACUGGGCGAGAAGACGACGAGGCUGGUUCUAUGCGGGACGAUGAUGAGGCGGCUGGGAAUGGACGAGAAGACGAUGAGGCGGCUGGGACUGGACGAGAAGAUGAUGAGGCUGGUUCUGGGCGGGACGAUGAUGAGACGGCUGGGCCUGGGCGGGAAGACGAUGAGGCUGGGCGGGUUGUUAAGGAGGCUUGGCGGGAAGAUGAUGUGCGAGAAGCUGGUCUUUUAACCAACGACUCAUGGACUAUCGGAACGAAAUGGUUCGGUGUCCAUGUCCCUGCUCUCGGAGCAUUCAUACUUGACCACAGCACGCGAAUUGGUGUUGCUGAGUAG
This is a messenger RNA of Mizuhopecten yessoensis (Yesso scallop), 513 nucleotides long. RefSeq names its product protein RNA-directed DNA methylation 3-like. The record is from RefSeq and is a predicted model, not a curated record. Bases 1 to 513 code for a protein of 170 amino acids. NCBI's taxonomy places the organism in Eukaryota, Metazoa, Mollusca, Bivalvia, Pectinida, Pectinidae. The transcript has a single exon.